AUGACUCCAGUCAGGAGUUUCUCCCUGUGGGGCGGCACCUUCACCACUUCUCGCCCCCUGGUGCUCAAGGCCACAGUGCGUGCAGCCCCACCCCCGCCAGCUCUGGCCUUGCCUCCGCAGGGAAAGUACAGCGUGCGGGGUCCAAGGGUGGCCCUGACCCUCAGCAGCCCUGAAGUGUCAGCCUCUAUAGUCGCUGUCCUGGAGGGCGUGUUCCGGACCCUGGGCUUUGAGAGCUGCCAGAGGAGGGAGGCCUCUGUCCAGGGUUUCCUUGGGGAGCUGGCCUCCUUCCGGGAGCAGCUGGAUGCCCUUGGGGGCCCUGUGGGCUGUGCCUUUGUGGCCUUGGUGGCCCCCAGUGGGCAGCUGGGGCAGCCCCAGCAGCUGGUCCGGGAGCUGAGCCGCUGUGGGGCCCUGUGGGGCUGCCCCAAAGUUUUCCUUCUGCUCUCAAGUGCUCCUGGGGCUGCCCCCCAGCCCGGACCCUUCCUCGCUGGCCUGAGCAAGCUCUGUGGCCGCUUUCCUCACUGGUCUCUGCUGCAGCUGCUAACAGAGGUCUUCUGCAGGACAGCUGCAGAAUCAGAGGCCACCUACUGCCCAGUCUUUCUGAGCUCCUUGCGGGGUGCGCUGUGCCUGGGGGAUGUGGAACCCUGGGGGCCGGAGCCAGAACCCAGCCUUAGUGCUCAGUACGACCUGUCAGGGACCGGGGCCGCCCUCCUGCUGUCCGUGAUCCAUGGCCGGCCCGGGGCCCAGCACGAUGUGGAGGCGUUGGGGACUCUGUGCAGGGCCCUCAGCUUCAAGACCACGCUAAGGGCAGACCCCACAGCCCAGGCUUUCCAGGAGGAGGUGGCCCAGUUCCGGGAGCGGCUAGAUGCCCACAGGGCCCCAGUGAGCUGUGCCCUUGUGGCCCUGAUGGCCCAUGGGGGGCCACAGGGCCAGCUGCUGGGGGCUGACAGGCGGGAGGUACAGCCAGAGGCUCUGGUGCAGGAGCUGAGCCGCUGCAAGGCCCUGCGCGGCUGCCCCAAGAUCUUUCUGCUUCAGGCCUGCCGUGGGGGGCACAGGGAUGCCGGUGUAGGGUCCGCAGGUCUCCCCUGGUUCCGGCGCUGGCUGCGGCCAUCAGCAACCACCCCCUCGCAUGCCGACGUCCUGCAGAUCUAUGCGGAUGCCCAAGGCAACUCCUCCAGGGGCCCCACCGCAGGGAGCUCUGCCCAAGCAGACAUCCUGAUGGUCUAUGCGGCUGCCGAGGGCUGUGUGGCCUAUCGGGAUGAAACAGGCUCAGAUUUUAUCCAGACGCUGGUGGAGGUCUUCAGAGCUGACCCUGCGAGAGAAAUUCUGGAGCUGCUGACUGAGGAUCGUCUAACAACACGCUCCCGGCCCCCGGGGAGAAAAGAAGACUUCACCUUGUUGCUGCCUGGUGGGGGCAGUUCCCGCAAGGCUCUUGAAAACGUCUGCUAAGUGUCGGAAAGGACCAGAUUUUCUUUCUUUUUAGGCGGGAACCGAAGUUACCCUGGGAGACCGCCUCUGCUGGGCCCUUGGGUCUGCACGUCCCAGGCCUGUGGCCGGCGCUUCUGCCAGAGCCCCCAUGUCUCCCUUCAGGACACUCUUAGUCUCAGCAAUCUUCCCUGGUGUUCGCAGGGGACAAGAAACUCAGUUUAUUCGGUACUUAGGUCCAUACACCUUUGUCGCUUUUUGGAAAAAAUUCUUCCCAACUCAGUGCCGCUCUUCGUCUCCAAGGCUGCGGUGAGAAGUGACCACAAUCAGAGGCGUAUUUUCUCACACUUCCAGAGGCCAAAGCGGAGAGCCGAGGUGCCAGCGGCCACCUUUCCCGCUCUCUAAAGGCUCCAGGGAAGAAGCCCUCCUUGCCUCUGCCCGCUGCUGGUGGCUCUGGCCAAGCCCAAGACUCAUCACUGCGGUCUGGGCCUCCAUUGUCCCGGGGAUUUCUUCCCUCCUCGAGCCUUUGUCUCAUAUAAUCAUGUGAUCUUUUUAUAAGCCCCCUGUCGUUGAGUCAGGGCCCGCCCUACUCCAGGAUGAUCCCACUUUAAUUACAGGUGCGAAGACCCUGCCUUCUGAGGUCCCGGGUGGCCAUUGUGUUAGGCGGACUCCAUUCAACACGAUUUUUUUUUGCGAAACAUGUUAUAUUUCUUAUCGUUUUCUAACUCACGACCUCAAGAUCAGGAGUCAGACACUGUAGCCAUUGAGCCAGCCAGACACCCUACCUUCUUUUUAAAUAAUCAUUCUAGUUCACUGGGAUAUGUGCACUCGGCAGGCCCUGUGCGGCGGCUUCUCCGACCUUGGGACCAGACUGCAGACUGCCCCUCACCGUUCCUCUUCCACAGUGAUGUUCCGGCGCCCCGCGCACAGGUACGGUGGGAAAUCCAACGCUGCAAAAAUAGAGCAUCGUCAAAAGUUGGAAGUCAGUGUUCAGAGACUGUGGUGUCUGAUGGAUGUUGAGUAUUGAUGUUUCUCUCAAAA
Molecule: messenger RNA, 2463 nt
Organism: Suricata suricatta (meerkat)
Lineage: Eukaryota; Metazoa; Chordata; Mammalia; Carnivora; Herpestidae
Exons: 12
Coding region: 1-1446 (481 amino acids)
Biological process (GO): proteolysis
Molecular function (GO): cysteine-type endopeptidase activity
Source: RefSeq, a predicted model, not a curated record